This is a messenger RNA of Hemicordylus capensis (graceful crag lizard), 2598 nucleotides long. Its product is annotated as vomeronasal type-2 receptor 26-like. Bases 1 to 2598 code for a protein of 865 amino acids. Gene Ontology annotation, biological process: G protein-coupled receptor signaling pathway. The transcript has 7 exons. Gene Ontology annotation, cellular component: membrane. NCBI's taxonomy places the organism in Eukaryota, Metazoa, Chordata, Lepidosauria, Squamata, Cordylidae. Gene Ontology annotation, molecular function: G protein-coupled receptor activity. The record is from RefSeq and is a predicted model, not a curated record.
AUGUUUAAUGAUUACAAAGUCAGUCCUCUCAAGUGUCCUGUAAGUGAUGUCCUUCCUGUUCUACAUGAAUGGUAUAAGCCGGGUGGUCUCAUCAUUGGUGGGAUGACGUCUCACAUCUAUUAUGUUACCAAUGGAUUUUCCUUCAAGGAAUCCCCUAGCCAGGAACUAGAGUCUUAUCUUCCAAUCAUAGUGACCAAAUUCUACCAGCAUCUCUUGUCCUUGGCAUUCACUGUAAAUGAGAUCAACGAGAAUCCUGAGAUCUUGCCCAAUACAACACUUGGAUUUCAUAUCUAUGACACGUACAAUGAUGUGAAAUUGACCUAUCGCAAUGUUUUAGACCUGCUCUUCAAAUCUCGUAGAUUUGUCGCCAACUACAGAUGUGACAGCCAGAAAAAUCUCAUCUCUCUCAUUGGGGGGCUUGGGUCUGAUAACUCCUACUACAUGGCAGACAUCUUCAGUCUUUACAAGAUUCCACAGCUUUCAUAUGGAUCAUUUGCCCAAGAAGUGAGUGAUUCAACCCAAGCAUCCUCCUUUUACCGCACUGUCCCAAAUGAAAGCCAUCAAUAUAGGCCAAUUAUCCAGUUACUACAGCAUUUUGGGUGGAUGUGGAUUGGGCUCCUUGCUGCAGAUGAUGGCAGUGGAGAUCGCUUCUUGCGGAACCUGGAGCCCUUGCUUUCUGAGGGCGGCAUCUGCUCAGCAUUCACAGAGAGAAUCCCACACCAUGGCCAUUUCCCUGACAGCAAUGAACUUAAAACCAUGGGUGAAAAUAUUCACCAGUAUCUUCUGAAUGAGAAAGUUAAAAUAAUUGUUAUCUAUGGUGAAACAUCAGUUGUUAUGUGGCUGGUUAUGUUAUUUGCUACAGAGGAGUUUGACUAUAAAGGAAACACAGCUAGUAGGAAGGUGUGGAUUACAACAGCCCAGAUAGAAUUUCUAAUGACGGUUAUUAUAAGAGGUUGGGAUUUUGAAAUAUUUGAAGGUGCCAUUUCCUUUGCAAUACAUACAAAUGAACCUUCUGGAUUCCAGGCAUAUCUUCAGAGCAUCCGAUGUUCUUGGACACAAAGAGAUCGCUUUAUCAAAGACUUUUGUGAACAUGCUUUUGGCUGCACAUUUCCCACUCCCAGUACAUCUACAGAGAAUGAUGAAAAAUGUACUUUGGAAGAGAAGCUGGAGAGCCUCCCUGGGUGUAUUUUUGAAAUGAACAUGUCUGGACACAGCUAUGGUAUCCAUAAUGCUGUCUUAUCUGUUGCACAUGCUUUGCAUAAAAUGUACUCAUCUAGAUCCAAUCAUAGAGCAAAGGUGAGGCAUGAAAUGCUUGAACCAGAAGUUGUCCAGCCUUGGCAGCUCCAUGGAUUUCUUCAAGGCAGCUCCUUUAACAACUCAGCUGGAGAAACUGUUUCUUUCAAUGAGAACAGGGAAAUGGUAACUGGAUUUGAUAUACUCAAUGUGCAUUUUCCUCCAAAUAGUUCCUUGAAAAAAGUGAAGGUUGGAAGUGUGGACUCUAGUGUUCUUGAAGGAAAACAAUUUGUGAUCGAUGAGAAGAAAAUUGUGUGGCACAGGCAUUUUAACCAGGUGCUGCCCCUUUCUGUGUGUACUGACUCCUGCCAGCCUGGGUUUCAGAAGAAAAAGAGGGAAAGGGAGAAAUUCUGCUGCUAUGAAUGUGCUCCAUGCCCUGAAGGGAAGAUUUCAGCAGAGAAGGACAUGCCUGAGUGUCUUGAAUGCCCAGAAGAUGAAUAUCCAAACAAGGAGAAAAAUGGAUGUAUCCCCAGAGUGAUAAACUUUCUGUCAUAUGAAGAACCUUUAGGGAUCUGUUUAGCCUCAGUUGCUGUUUCUUUUUCCCUGAUCACAGUCUUGGUGCUAGCAACUUUUAUCAAGCACAAAGAUACUCCCAUAGUCAAAGCCAACAACCGGGAUAUCACCUACACUCUCCUGCUCUCCCUCCUCCUCUGCUUCCUCUCUUCUUUGCUAUUUCUUGGGAAAUGUACAAAAGUAACCUGCUUUGUCCGACAGUCUGCAUUUGGCAUCAUCUUCUCACUAGCCAUUUCGUGUGUGUUGGCCAAAACCAUCACUGUGGUUGUAGCUUUCAUGGCCACUAAACCAGGAUCUAACAUGAGGACAUGGAUGGGGAAAAGAUUGGCCAACUCCAUUGUUCUUUCCUGCACCCUUAUUCAAACAAGCAUUUGUGGAGUGUGGCUAGGGACAUCACCACCAUUCCCAGAUCUGGACAAGCAAUCUGUGACUGGAGAAAUCAUAGCAGAAUGUAAUGAAGGUUCCCCCAUCAUGUUUUAUCUGGUCUUGGGCUACAUGGGACUUCUGUCCAUCAUCAGCUUUACGGUGGCUUUCUUAGCUAGGAAGUUGCCUGACAGUUUUAAUGAAGCCAAGUUCAUCACCUUCAGUAUGCUGAUGUUUUGCAGUGUAUGGUUGUCUUUUGUCCCAGCCUAUCUGAGCACCAAAGGAAAAUCCAUGGUUGCUGUGGAGAUCUUUUCCAUCUUAGCGUCCAGUGCUGGGUUACUGGCUUGUAUCUUUUCUCCUAAAUGUUAUAUUAUUUUGCUGAGACCUGACCUGAACAGCAGAGAACACCUAAUAAAGAGGAGGGAUUGA